AUGCCUUCACUCCCCGGCAGUCACGGCUGGCAUCCAGGUCGAUUUCGACCGGAGACAGACGCAGCACAAACAUCAAUCGUCAUAAACAUCAAUGAUGGCGGAUCGACAAGUCGUGGGUUCCUUAUCGGUAUAUUAUCUGCUUUUGGUUCAGCUGGUGUUGCCGUUCUCGUCCUUGCUAUUUUCUUUUUCUUCAAGUACACGAGUCGAGGUCGCAUUCUGCUGGAUCGGAUAGGUCGGCCUGGCGAGUUUGAUGAUGAACAAGCGUUCGCGCACGAGGAAGCGGAGGCUUUGGAGUCGAUGGAUGAAUUACAACGGGCUGAAUAUCUCCGGGCAAAAGCUUUCACUCAGGCAAACCCCCCUGAAUCUGUACAGACCGAUAUCUCCCUGUCGCAGUUCCUUGCCAUACAAGAAAAAGGUGUCUCAGCUUGGGAAUUCGAACCUGAGUUGGAGAUCGCCAACUGCUUUGUUGAGGCCAGGACUGAAAUUGAGUUUUUUGAUUCCGAGUGUAGCGUUCAAAGCAAUCUGCCAGUUCCAAAACAAAACGAGGUGUACUAUUGGGAGGCGAAGAUAUAUGAUAAACCAGAGUCCAGUCUGAUCAGCAUUGGGAUGACGACCAAACCAUACCCUCUAUUCCGUCUUCCUGGCUAUCAUAAAACGUCAGUCGCAUACGUUUCAUCCGGACACCGCAGAUAUAACCAGCCAUUCGCCGCGACUCUUUACGGACCGACAUACGUGCAGGGCGACGUAAUUGGGGUGGGCUACCGUCCGAGAACUGGAAGUAUUUUCUUCACGCGCAAUGGAAAGAAGCUGGAUGAGAUUGCACACAAUUUGAAGAGCCAAAACUUCUUCCCAACCGUUGGCGCCAAUGGGCCAUGCACAGUGCAUGUCAACUUUGGUCAGAUGGGAUUCGUCUUCAUCGAAGCCAACGUGAAGAAAUGGGGAUUGGCUCCUAUGACGGGAAGCUUAGCUCCACCACCGCCUUAUGGCAGUGAGCAAGGCAGUAUACUUCUCGAGACUGGGAGGGAAGGCACCAGACAGUCCGCCUACGAGCCAGGCCACUCAAGGUCACGCAGCGGCCUUGCUAGGAUCACUGGAUUUCCAGGCGGCAGCCCAGGACCUAUUCGAUCCCCCACCGACAUAUCGUUAGCACAACUUGCCCACGUAUCCACGCAAGAUCUGCCCAGUCAGGGGACGUUGGAAGCAGGAGAUAUACAACAUCAGCCAGUGGAGAACACCCCACAGGGUCAGCAAAUCAUACCGCCCCCGGAAUAUAGCAGUCCUGUCGGUAGUCGACGGAGUAGUGGUGGAGGCGAUGAAGAGGAACGUCGAGGACUGCUGGAGGAUCGAGCACGACAGCCCCCAAUUCCGACGUACGAUGCUGCAGUUGGCGAGGCGGCUGGCCCUAGCCAUACAUGA
This is a messenger RNA of Exophiala aquamarina CBS 119918, 1416 nucleotides long. Its product is annotated as protein SSH4. Lineage: Eukaryota; Fungi; Ascomycota; Eurotiomycetes; Chaetothyriales; Herpotrichiellaceae. The coding region runs from base 1 to 1416 and encodes 471 amino acids. The transcript is spliced from 3 exons. Gene Ontology annotation, molecular function: protein binding. The record is from RefSeq and is a predicted model, not a curated record.